Molecule: messenger RNA, 1741 nt
Organism: Solanum dulcamara
Lineage: Eukaryota; Viridiplantae; Streptophyta; Magnoliopsida; Solanales; Solanaceae
Product: sugar transport protein 14-like
Exons: 5
Coding region: 90-1634 (514 amino acids)
Biological process (GO): monosaccharide transmembrane transport
Cellular component (GO): membrane
Molecular function (GO): monosaccharide transmembrane transporter activity
Source: RefSeq, a predicted model, not a curated record
AUAUAAAUCUCUUUCUACAUUCCUUUUUUUUCUUCAAAAUUUCUAAUUAGUUUUUAGAAUUUGUAAUUAGGUGAAUUAAGAAAUUAAAAAUGGCUGGUGGUGGAUUUGACGAUAAAAGUAGAGGAGCAAGAGCUCAUCUUUAUGAGUAUAAAAUUACUAGUUAUUUUGUCUGUUCUUGUAUUGUUGCUGCCAUUGGAGGUUCUCUUUUUGGUUAUGAUCUUGGUGUCUCUGGUGGUGUGAGUUCGAUGGAUGAUUUCUUGAAGAUAUUUUUCCCAAAAGUGUACAAAAGGAAACAAGAACAUCUAGAAGAAACAGAUUAUUGCAAAUAUGACAAUCAAAUACUUACAUUGUUCACAUCAUCUUUGUAUAUUGCUGCACUAAUUUCAACAUUUGGUGUAUCACAUGUUACUAGGAAUAAAGGUAGAAAAGCCAGUAUUCUAUGUGGUGCUGUUAGUUUCUUUUUGGGAGCUGUCCUUAAUGCUGCUGCUAAAAACAUUGCUGUGCUCAUCAUUGGUCGAUGUCUUCUUGGCAUUGGCAUUGGGUUUAGCAACCAGGCAGUCCCAUUAUAUCUAUCAGAAAUGGCACCUGCAAAAGUAAGAGGAGCAGUAAACCAAUUGUUUCAACUCUCAACUUGUUUAGGAGUAUUAAUAGCCAAUUUUGUCAACUAUGCAACUGAUAAAAUCCAUCCAUGGGGAUGGAGAUUAUCUCUUGGUAUAGCAACAAUUCCUGCUGUACUCAUGUUUGUUGGUGGACUUUUCCUUCCUGAAACGCCAAAUAGUCUCGUAGAACAAGGCAAAUUAGAGAAAGCAAGAAAAGUGUUGGAAAAAGUUAGAGGGACAACAAGAGUUGAUGCAGAAUUUGCUGAUCUAAUUGAUGCAAGUAAUGCAGCAAGAGCUAUAAAACAUCCAUUCAGAAACUUACUGUCAAGAAAGAACAGACCACAAUUGGUGAUUGGAGCUCUAGCAAUUCCAGCAUUUCAACAACUCAGUGGCAUGAACUCUAUUCUGUUUUAUUCCCCUGUUAUUUUCCAGAGUUUAGGAUUUGGCUCUGGUGCUGCUCUCUAUUCAUCUGCUAUCACCGGUGGCGCGCUUGUUGUCGGUGCAUUUAUCUCAAUGGCAUUUGUUGAUAAGUUUGGUAGAAGAGUUUUUUUCUUGGAAGCUGGUGUUGAGAUGAUAUGUGUCAUGGUAGCAGUUGCCAUCACUCUAGCAUUGAAGUUUGGACAAGGUGUAGUACUCCCAAAAGGAAUUGGCAUAUUCCUAGUAAUCAUAAUAUGCAUAUUUGUUCUUGCUUAUGGAAGAUCAUGGGGUCCUCUAGGUUGGCUAGUUCCAAGUGAAAUUUUCCCUUUAGAAACAAGAUCAGCAGGACAAAGUAUGGUUGUUUGUGUCAACAUGAUCUUCACAACGCUAAUCGCGCAAUGCUUCUUGGUGUCAUUAUGUCACCUCAAAUAUGGCGUAUUUUUGGUAUUUUCUGGAUUUAUUAUGAUCAUGAGUGUAUUCAUAUACUUUCUAUUGCCUGAAACAAAGCAAGUUCCAAUUGAGGAGAUUUAUUUGCUAUGGGAAAAACAUUGGUUUUGGAAAAGGUAUUGCUCACCAGAGGUGAAUGGAAUUGAAUUGAAGAAUGAAGAGAAAGUUUAAAGAGUGCUUUUAAGCAUCAUUUUGAUUUUGUUUGUUGCAUCUUUUCUACAAGUACAUGUAAUGCACUUUGGAUGCCUUUUUAAUAAAGUCUUCUUUUUUUUCCAAUA